ACAUAACCCCACUUUUCAGUUUACCAAACUUUGUUUAAAAUGCAGUUUGUUUAAUUUUUAAAAGCUUUUUUCCCAUUUUUUUAGGGUUUACCGUUAACAUGAUCUAAUGUGGCGGUAAAAAACGAUCGAAUUUCACAUUUAAUCCAGGAAUUUCGGCCACUUUGUUUGACAAAUACUGUUAUUUCGAAGAAAUAGUCUCAGCAUGAGAGCCCAAACAUUUAAAAACCUGGAUGUUUUCUUGAUACUUGUAGGGGUGAAGCUUUUGUCUGUUGUUGUAGUGCAAACAUACUUCGUGCCCGAUGAGUAUUAUCAAUCUUUGGAAGUGGCACACAAGUUUGCUUUCGGAUAUGGACAUCUCACUUGGGAAUGGCACCAAGGUAUCCGAAGCUAUGCCUACCCAUUAAUCUUUAGCGCUUUUUAUAAAAUUAUGAAGGUUCUUCGAUUGGAUACACCAGUAGCAGUGAUAUUUGUACCGAGAGUAGCUCAAGCUUUACUAAGUGCUUACGCUGAUCUAUGCUUCUAUAAAUGGUCGGGAACUAAAAAGUGGGCUGUGUUCAUAAUAUCUACGUCCUGGUUUUGGUUCUACACCAGCUCCAGGACCCUUAUUAACACUUUCGAGACUUGCCUCACUGUUAUAGCCCUUUCAAAAUUUCCUUGGAUUGGUUCAAAAGAAGAACCUUCCAGUAGUUUCAUAUGGCUAGUGUCAACAUUGUUCUUUAUAAGGCCUACUAGUGCAAUAAUGUGGUUCCCAUUGUGUUUAUAUCAUAUUGCUAUAUCUGAAAAAAGUGGAGUGAGGCUACUGAUCUCAAGAUAUAUUCCUAUUAGCCUAAUUGUUCUGGUAUUAUCAACACUGCUGGACAGUCUUGCCCAUGGUUCUUUUAUAGUAACAACAUUUAAUUUUAUGAAGGCAAAUAUAUGGCAAAACGUAGGGACACACUAUGGGACAAUGCCGUGGCAUUGGUACCUUUCAAUAGGGCUCCCCGCAGUCCUAGGAGUAUUAAUUUUGCCAUUUUUAAUGGCAGUUUUGGUAAUUUUAAAGCAGAGAAGCAACCAUCCUAAUGAGCUAGCCAUGCUUGGAACAAUUGUGUUUUCCAUUCUUAUUCUUAGUUUUUUGGCACACAAAGAGUUCCGGUUCGUUUUACCACUGUUGCCGAUCAUCGCGUUUAUUGCCUCCAGGUUUCUAUCUGCUUGGAGUAGAAAGGCCAGCAUGUGGAGAAUUUGGAUGGUUUCAAUUAUAAUUUUUGUUAGCAAUGCCUUCCCUGCUUACUAUAUGGGAGUUAACCAUCAGAGGGGCACCAUUGAUGUCAUGCAAGGACUUAGGGAAAUAGCAGUGAAGGAUCCUGAAAAUGUUAGUUUUCUGUUUUUAAUGCCUUGCCACUCUACGCCCCUUUACAGCCAUCUCCACAUGAACGUUUCCACCAGGUUUUUAACGUGCAAUCCGAACUUAAAUAAAAUCUCAAACUACAAAGAUGAAGCCGAUCAUUUUUAUAUGAAUCCUAAUAAUUGGUUAAGGCAACAUUAUCCUCCUAAUAAGCCGUUGCCUUCUCAUAUAAUUUGCUUUGAUAAUUUGGUGCCAGUGAUUGGGAAUGAUAUAUUAACCAGGUAUGAAAGAGUAAAGCAGUACUUCCACUGUGACAUAUCUGUCAGUCCAAGGAUCGGCAAUUACGUUUUAAUACACGAACGUAGCGAUUUUGAUAUAGAGUGGACGACUUAAAAAGAAUACAUUAAUUUGCUUUUUUUGGUUAAUUUUUGACUGACACAUGGUUUGUUCAUUAAGUAAUUUUUAGUAUUUUAUUUAUUAAUAUUUAAUUGUACGGUGUGGUGUGUUUAGUUUUAUUAUGGUACAAACUAUUUGGUAGUAUUACCAAAAAUGCUCAAUAAAUGUUGUCCAUUUUCAUAUAUUAUAA
Anthonomus grandis grandis is the source of this 1907-nucleotide messenger RNA. RefSeq names its product GPI mannosyltransferase 3 (gene PIG-B). The transcript has 8 exons. Gene Ontology annotation, cellular component: endoplasmic reticulum membrane. The record is from RefSeq and is a predicted model, not a curated record. Gene Ontology annotation, biological process: GPI anchor biosynthetic process. Gene Ontology annotation, molecular function: alpha-1,2-mannosyltransferase activity. The coding region runs from base 203 to 1714 and encodes 503 amino acids. Lineage: Eukaryota; Metazoa; Arthropoda; Insecta; Coleoptera; Curculionidae.